Molecule: messenger RNA, 1020 nt
Organism: Fraxinus pennsylvanica
Lineage: Eukaryota; Viridiplantae; Streptophyta; Magnoliopsida; Lamiales; Oleaceae
Source: the annotation of a GenBank genome assembly
AUGUCUAUCUCAAAAUCCUCAGACAACCCCUUCAAUCUCUUUGAACCCUUUCUCACAGAAACAGGUUUUGCAUUAUUACAACGUAAUACAUCUAUCGCUUUACCAACUGAAAGAAGAGGCAGAAAAAAACAAACAGAACCAGGAAGAUUUCUUGGUGUAAGAAGGAGACCUUGGGGCAGAUAUGCUGCUGAAAUAAGGGACCCUGCAACCAAAGAAAGACACUGGCUUGGGACUUUCGAUACUGCCCAAGAAGCUGCUCUUGCAUAUGAUAGGGCUGCCCUAAACAUUAAGGGCACUCAAGCAAGAACCAAUUUUAUAUAUUCUGAUAAUUAUAGUAAUACACCUUUUCAAUCUUUUUUGAGUACCCCUUUUGAUCUCCAAGGUUUCUUGCAGCAGCCGACAAAUCAAAACAGUGCGUCCUCUUUGACGUCGACUUUGCAGGUACCGAUUCAACGUACUGAUCAAGACGAGGAUGAUCAUCAUAAUCAAAACAGUACGUUUCAGACUGACAUUCCACGAAAAGAUAAUCAGCACACAGUGAAAACUGAUUAUGAUGACAGUUUCUUUAUUUCUACUGACAGUUCAAACUCCGGCUAUUUGGAUUGCAUUGUUCCUAAAAACUGUUUGAAGCCUCCUACUGCUACUACUGCCAGCAUGAACUCAGACAAAACCAAUGAAAAUAAUUCUUCACAUAAUCAGAAAUUCUACCCAGAUUUGAGUUUCUUGCAGAAUCUGCCGUGUUAUGAUAGUAAUGAAUUUCUUGUUGAUUCGACGAGUGUUUCAACAAUGAUGUCGAACCCGGAAAGUUUCUGGAAUGAUGAUCAGCAGUCAUGGGGACUGAGUUCUUGUGAACUUUCAGCCAUGAUAAACAGUUCUUCAAAUGGAUGCAUGGGAACUUUGGAUUCAGUGUGUGAUUAUCCAAGUUUUGAGAUGAUGGAUCCAACAAGUUCAGCAGAAAGUUGCACAUCUUUAUUUCCUUAUUUUGGGGAUACAGUAGACUUGGGGUACUCUCCUUUUUGA